This is a messenger RNA of Aspergillus clavatus NRRL 1, 1296 nucleotides long. RefSeq lists its product as uncharacterized. The transcript has a single exon. The record is from RefSeq and is a predicted model, not a curated record. The coding region runs from base 1 to 1296 and encodes 431 amino acids. NCBI's taxonomy places the organism in Eukaryota, Fungi, Ascomycota, Eurotiomycetes, Eurotiales, Aspergillaceae.
AUGAACCCAUACAGAGUGCAUCUGACAUCUCCAAAGACCUAUUGUACAUUCUUGGGUGAUUGUGGAAACAUUUCCAACGAACCGAUAUGUGGAUCCGUGGCAGUCACUAUUCCUACAUCCCAUGUCGACUCCUCGGAGUAUGCCGCGAUUACAGUCCAACUGACACGCCAUGUGGUACUGAGACGUUGCCGUUCUGCGAAGACUCGUCGGCGUGAUAGUGGUCUGUUUCAGAUUUUGCACAAACGCCGUUCAAUCCAGGAGCAACCCAGCCCGACCUGGGAGACGAUCUCGGGUGACAAUGCUGAGACAUUGAUGCAAUGUCACCUGUGGCAGACGCCAGACCAUGUCCAGCAUCCGCGUCACCCGGACGAAGCAGUCUUGAAGUUCAACUUUGCAGUCCCCGUUGACCACCUGACACUGGCGACAACAGAGACGCCGAUGGGAGUCAUUUCAUAUACGAUCACGGCGACUGCGAGGUUCCCAUGCGGGAUGACAAUGACAACCACGAAACCGAUCGAGAUGCUCCGUCGUAUGAUUCCGGGUUUUCGUCCAACGUUCCACCAUUUCCGCUAUUUCCCUGGUGAACAAGUUACAAUGGGACUAGACGUCACCCCAGAAGAGCCAGUGGCAGCCGGUACGGAAGCUUCAUUUACUGCCCGGCUAGCAGCGUACAAGACUAUCACGCCAGGCCCACGAGCCACAGAGAUGAGACACGUUGUGAUCGAGGAGCUCCGGUGGUGGGUUCAAGAAACCGUUGGAGUUUUGACAGUGUCCGGCAUGUGUGGUGCCCAGGAUGUGAUCCGUGAGAAGGAGCAAUCCGUGCGCCGAUUGUGUGAGGGAAGGCAGAGCGGCCGCUGGAGCGCAACCGGGGGUCAACGCAAGACAGAAACCACGAGCGACAUAAUCAAGGUCGAUUUCGAUAUCGUCAUCCCAGUCACUGCCAAUAUGGCAGAAGAGCUGGACAUGGCAGCGUAUAAUAUCGAUGCCAAACAGUCACCUCGACACCAACCCUCUUGCGAACACUGCUCUAGAGCGGCCAUGAAUGUUGAGAAGCCUGCAAUCAUUGUGAAUCACCAACUGGGCAUUGAAAUCAUCGCAAGUGAGGACACAAUUGACCAGGUCACUGGAAGUCUUGUUGAUCGAAAACCUUGGCGGAAAGCCUUUCGCGCUUUGAUUCAGCUUCCAAUACAUGGAUUUGCCUCUCCUCAGGAGGUUCCUGCUGCCAUCUUCCAAGGUAGCGAGAUGCCUCCAUUGUAUGACAACACAUUGCAGCCUCCUGAGUAUGGAUUCAUAUAG